CCAGACCGCCAGGUGGCGCUGAUGAUGCUGCGUGUUAAGAGCUCCUUCUGCGUUCCACUUCCGGUGGUGUUGAAGAUGGCGGCGUCCGUACGCACACUGUCCGGUGUAGGACUCCUGUCAAAGGCGGUACGAACUCUCUCCCUAAAGGCUGCUGUCCCGCGGUGUGUGUCCACAACUUCUCCAUGUCCAGCUUCAUCACGACACCGGAUUAAUGUGACUCCUGCAACCUUCCUGAGCACUGCAAAUGUUUCUACGUCACACUCUUCCCCUAUCACAGUAACGGACGAGCCGGACAUGCUGUAUCAGAAGCUGACCGUGUUGGUUAAAGGUCACGAUAAGACGGUUCUGGACAGUUAUGAGUUUUUUGCCACAUUGGCAGCCCAGGAGCUCGGCUUAAGCCUGACGAAAGUUUUUGAACCGCCAAGAAACAUCGAGAGGCUCACACUCCUUAAGUCGGUGCACAUUUUCAAGAAACAUAGGGUCCAGUAUGAAAUGAGGACACACUACAGAGCCAUCGAGAUUGACAGAAUAACAGGAUCCACUGCACGGGCAUAUCUGGAGUACAUCCAGCGCAACCUGCCUGAGGGAGUGGCCAUGGAGGUCACCAAGACUGCUAUAGAGAAAGUUCCAGAACAUAUUCAGACACCCAUCUGGGAUAAGGAGAGCCAACAGGAAACCAGCUAAUGAGGACCUGUUUACUCCAAGCUUUGCAAACAUUACAGCAUACUGGAGAGGAAGAAAACAGCACUCUCAUCUCACAAUAUUUUAUUUUUUGCCUGUGUUUAAGAAUAUAAAUGUGUCUAGUUCUGUGUAUUUAUAAGUCUAAGCCAUGACUUAAAAUAAUAUUAAAAAUUAAAGGGAUUUCAUGUGGCUCUGAUUUUUUUUUUUUUUACUUUAUACAUGUUCUGUAUAAAGGCACAUUUUUUAAAAAUUAUUUUAUAUGCAUAGAGAAAACAUGUUCUUAUUGUCAAUAUUGUAAUUACAAAGAGAACAGAAAAAUGUGAGAAUGAGCCAUAAAUGUUUUUUUUAUUAAAAUUAAAAAAAUGUACCAAAAAGCAAUGGAUGGUCAUACAUUCGAAAUGUAGAAAGUUUGUACUGUUCAUUAAUCCAAUAUUUCUUUCUAUUAAAAACUGAAGAAAAACCA
This is a messenger RNA of Clarias gariepinus (North African catfish), 1144 nucleotides long. RefSeq names its product mitochondrial ribosomal protein S10 (gene mrps10). The coding region runs from base 22 to 684 and encodes 220 amino acids. The transcript is spliced from 7 exons. Gene Ontology annotation, biological process: translation. The record is from RefSeq and is a predicted model, not a curated record. Gene Ontology annotation, molecular function: structural constituent of ribosome. Lineage: Eukaryota; Metazoa; Chordata; Actinopteri; Siluriformes; Clariidae. Gene Ontology annotation, cellular component: mitochondrial small ribosomal subunit; mitochondrion; ribosome.